Messenger RNA from Closterium sp. NIES-65, 2499 nucleotides. The record is from the annotation of a GenBank genome assembly. NCBI's taxonomy places the organism in Eukaryota, Viridiplantae, Streptophyta, Zygnematophyceae, Desmidiales, Closteriaceae.
AUGGCUACCCCUACUGUCCUCGCUUUUGACGCUGAAGGUCGAGCCAUUGACUUUGACGUCUGGGUCGACGACCUGCAGCUAUUCUUACAGUGCGAUAGGGCAGACGGUCUCUCUCUCUUUGACCUCACCUCUGGCGCCUCUCUUGCCCCUACUGCUGAUGCUGACGCCGCUGUUCGCUCCCAGUGGGCCACGCGCGACGCUGCUGCACGUCUUGCUGUGCGUCGCCACCUGCCUACCACUGAGCGCGCGCAAUUUAGUCAGUACAAGAGUGCUCAGACCUUGUACGGCGCUGUAGUUGCGCGCUACUCUUCCCCUGCCACUACUGCACUGAGCCGCCUCAUGCUACCGUACCUCUUCCCUGACCUUGCUGCCUUUCCCACUGUCGCUAACCUUAUUACGCACCUCCGCACUAGUGACACUCGCUACCGCGCCGCGCUUCCUGCUGAGUUCUGCGCCAAGAACCCACCCCCCAUGUACAUCACUCUCUAUUAUAUAGUCACCCGCCUCCCUGACUCCCUUCGUGUAGUCAGGGACCACUUCCUCUCAGUCUGUCCCACCACUCUCACUGUUGACCUCCUAGAGAAGGCCCUCCUAGCAGUGGAGAAGAGCUUAGUCGCUGUAGGAGCCUCUCGUGGUGACCCUUGCACCCCCAUCUUUGAGGGGUGUUCCCCUUCCCCCUUUUUGCCCUCUCUCGCCUCUGCUGCUGCGGCCGACCUCGUUGGUCUUGAGUCGGUCGGUGCGGCGUCUGCCCCUAGCGGGAGACGCCGCUCUGGCAAUGGCAAGGGGGGCAAGGGCGUGGGUGGAGCUAGCGGGGGUGGUGGAGGUGGCGGUGGAGGCGGCGGAGGGAGUGGGGGUGGCGGUGGGAGUCGUGGCGGGGGUGGAGGUGUCGGUGGCAGCAGUGGAGGCAGAGGCGGCGGAGGCGGUAGCGGUGGGAGCGGAGGCGGCGGUGGUGGCGAGGGUGUAGGAGGCAGUGGUGGAGGAGGUGGAGCUGGUCGGGGUGGCGCUUCGCAGCGGAGCGGCUCCGAUGGUGGUGUAGCUAUCUAUGAUCUUGAAUUUGAUGCUAUCCUUGCUGCCAUGUAUGCUGUGACUAUUAGUGUGGAGGGUGACUGUUUCCAGUGUUUCCCGCCCGACCCGGGCAUUGAGACUGCUGCUCUAGGUACUGAUGAGGCUGCUGCUCUAGGUGCCAGUGCGUCUGCGUCCUCAGGUGCUGGUGAGUCUGCGCUCUCAGGUACCGCGUCGGCUUCGGCCUCCCUCACCUUCACACUUGACUCAGGGGCUUCUCGCUCCUUCUUUCGAGACCGCACCUCACUCACGCCGCUUGGUCGCUCGGUUGCAGUCUCCCUGGUAGACCCCUCUAAGGGCCCUGUCCUCUCUCACUUCUCUACUGUCCUCCCGUGUCCUGCUGUCCCCUCUGGCACCUUGUCUGGUCUUUACCUCCCCUCGUUCUCUACGAACUUGGUGAGUGGUGCUGACCUACAGGAUGCGGGGGUUCACCAGUUUACUCUUGCGAGUCAGCGGGUGACCCAGUGCUCGGACGCUUGCACAGGCAGGCACCUGGCCACGUUUACGCGUCGGCCGGGGUCGAGCCUCUACACCCUGACCACUGAGUCUCCUCCUGUCCCUGCGUCUGGCCAGGUAGCUGCGUCGGGUCAGGUGUUUGCUGCAGCGUCCAGGUCUGGUCCUGAGUCUGCCCCCGGCUCGUGUCGCCUCCUCUCUCACAAGACUCUCCUGUGGCACCAUCCUCUUGGUCACCCCUCCCUGCCUCGUCUCCGAGGCAUGGCUUCCCGUGUCCUUGUCUCUGGUCUUCCCCGGUCCCUCCCUCCCCUUCCUCCGGGGCCUGGUCCUUCCUGCGUCCCCUGUGUCGAGGGGCGGCUCCGGGCUGCCCCUCACUCCUCUCAGUUUCCCCCGACAGAGGCCCCGCUGCAGACGCUUCACAUGGACGUGUGGGGCCCGGCCCGCGUCCGUGGACAGGGUCACGAGCGCUACUUCCUGCUGGUGGUUGACGACUACUCGCGUUACACCACAGUCUUCCCCUUGCGCAGCAAGGACGAUGUCACUGAGGCGAUGCAUCUGCGUUCCGUGUCUGGGGAUCUCGGGCGUUUGUCCUCGACUUAUCUGCGGACAAGCUGUCCCCUCGUGCUGCCUUGUGUCUUCCUCGGCUUCCCCCCUGACGCGCCAGGGUGGCAGUUCUACCACCCCUCCUCUUGUCGUGUUCUGUCCUCCCAGGACGUCACGUUUGAUGAGUCGGUCCCCUACUACCGUCUCUUCCCCUACCGCACUCCUUCCCUCCCCCCGCCUACGCUCUUCCUUGUGCCAGGUCCCCCCCCGGUAGACCCCCUCUCCCCUCAGGGUCCUGCCCCUUCAGAUGUGUCCCAGGUAGACGCACUCGAGCCGGUCGAGGUUGCUGGUGACUCUGGUACUGCUGCGGGUGCUGAGCCUAGGGGUGCUGACUCUGGGGGUGUUGCGCAAGUGGGUGCUGAGCCUGGGGGAGCCGCGUAG